Molecule: messenger RNA, 1547 nt
Organism: Myotis davidii
Lineage: Eukaryota; Metazoa; Chordata; Mammalia; Chiroptera; Vespertilionidae
Gene: WDR5B
Product: WD repeat domain 5B
Exons: 2
Coding region: 487-1476 (329 amino acids)
Cellular component (GO): Set1C/COMPASS complex
Molecular function (GO): histone binding
Source: RefSeq, a predicted model, not a curated record
GGCCGGCUGUUUUAGCGAUUGACGCGGCGGUGAUGACCCGUUUGUAUCUGCAGAAUGCAGUCGGCAGGCCGGGCCUCGAAUAACGGCGAUUACGCAGGUUUUCUCUUAGCUUCUGAAAUCUGUCUAAAGCGGUGAUGCAUUCAUGCUAAAGUACCUAAACUGCCAGACUGGUAGGGUUGCUCAGUGUUCUCAAACCUGUCGGACUGGGGGAGGGGCCGUGAACUAUAGUUUGUAUAGAGAUUUCCCUGCGCCCUGCCCCGCCCCGCUUUGGACGCCUGAGUACGUUCACAAAAUACCCAACAUUAAUACCUUACUUGCUGACUGCGCAUGGGACUUUUUAAUAAUAUUUCUCAAGUAUUUGUUUACAGAAGGAAGCGAGGAGAAACUGAAGCGGUGCAAGCCAUGUGUAUAUGAAAAUCAAAAUACUGGGCUGCCUGGUUCUGGGCCGGACGCUGAGCCAACCUAGUGACUUGGAGCUUCGAAGCCAUGGCAACAAAGGAAUCAGAUGCCAAAGCACAGUCAGCCCUCACCUCAUCAGCCAAUCAGAGCAAACAAGCCUAUGAAAAACCAAACUAUGCUCUCAGAUGUACUCUUGUGGGACAUAUGGAAGCUGUAUCAUCAGUUAAGUUUAGUCCUAAUGGAGAGUGGCUAGCAAGUUCUUCUGCUGACAAAGUAAUUAUAAUUUGGGGAGCCUAUGAUGGAAAAAAGGAGAAAAUUCUUCAUGGUCACAGUCUGGAAAUAUCAGAUGUUGACUGGUCAUCAGAUUCCAGUCGUCUUGUUUCUGCCUCAGAUGACAAAACUCUCAAGAUUUGGGAUGUGAGAUCAGGAAAAUGUUUGAAAACACUGAAGGGGCACAGUCAUUAUGUGUUUUGCUGUAAUUUUAAUCCACCAUCCAACCUCAUAAUUUCAGGAUCUUUUGAUGAGAGUGUGAAAAUAUGGGAGGUGAAAACAGGCAAGUGUCUCAAGACUUUGUCUGCUCAUUCUGAUCCAGUUUCUGCUGUUCAUUUUAGUUGUAAUGGGUCCUUGAUAGCAUCAGGUAGUUAUGAUGGCAUCUGUAGAAUCUGGGAUGCUGCAUCAGGUCAGUGUUUAAAAACACUUGUUGAUGAUGAUAACCCUCCCGUCUCUUUUGUAAAAUUUUCUCCAAAUGGUAAAUACAUUCUCAUCGCAACUUUGGAUAAUACUCUUAAACUAUGGGAUUAUAGCAGAGGCAGAUGCCUGAAGACAUACACUGGUCAUAAAAAUGAGAAAUACUGCAUAUUUGCCAAUUUUUCAGUUACUGGUGGGAAGUGGAUUGUGUCUGGUUCAGAGGAUAACCUAGUUUACAUUUGGAACCUUCAGACUAAAGAGAUUGUACAGAAAUUACAAGGUCACACAGAUGUCGUCAUCUCAGCAGCUUGUCAUCCUACAGAAAACAUCAUUGCAUCAGCAGCAUUAGGAAAUGACAAAACAAUUAAACUGUGGAAAAGUAACUACUAAACCCUUUAGAAAUCAAGUAGUAGAGCCAAGUUGGCAAAAAGUUGUAUAUUUUAAAAGAUGAUUUCUCUUAA